Trichoderma citrinoviride is the source of this 2181-nucleotide messenger RNA. RefSeq lists its product as hypothetical. The record is from RefSeq and is a predicted model, not a curated record. NCBI's taxonomy places the organism in Eukaryota, Fungi, Ascomycota, Sordariomycetes, Hypocreales, Hypocreaceae. The transcript is spliced from 3 exons. Gene Ontology annotation, biological process: carbohydrate metabolic process. The coding region runs from base 1 to 2181 and encodes 726 amino acids.
AUGGUCGUCUCGGAGCUGACGGCGUCUGCCGUCGCCAUGAAGUCCUCGCCGCCAUCGGAGAGAGGCGAGAGCAGCAGCAACAGCAUAGAAGCAAAGCUGCAGCCUCUCCAAAACUGCGCGAAGCAGGGCAGCUCGCCAUUUGUCAAGGCCUAUGCCGACAGUCUCGUGGCGUGGCAGCUGCUGGACAACGAGGCUGUUGAACGGGCGAGGAGGGAGAACAAGCUCAUCUUCCUGCACAUCGGAUAUAGGGCCUGUCACUUCUCUCGCCUCAUGGCUAUCGAGUCCUUUAUGAAUCCCGACUGCGCCGCCGUCCUGAACCACUCCUUCAUCCCCAUCAUCGUCGACCGCGAAGUCCGCCCCGACAUCGACACCAUUUACAUGAACUACGUCCAGGCCGUCAGCAACUCUGGAGGAUGGCCGCUGAACCUCUUCCUCACGCCUGAGCUGGAGCCCGUGUUUGGCGGCACCUACUGGCCCGGCCCCAGCGUCGCCAGGAGGGCCACAGAGGAGCACGGCGACGAGCCCUUGGACUUCCUCGUCAUCCUGAAGAAAGUGCGCAACAUCUGGAAGGAUCAGCAGGCCAGAUGCCGCAAAGAGGCAACCGAGGUCAUUGGCCAACUGCGUGAAUUUGCGGCCGAGGGCACGCUGGGGAAACGAAGCAUCGCGGCUCCACAGCAACAGCAGAUCGCUCCCGCUGGAUGGGCUGCUCCGGCGACCAACCAGCCCGCGGCCAAGGCGGGCGAGAGCAGCGCCGUGUCCAGCGAGCUGGAUCUUGACCAGCUCGAGGAGGCUUAUACACACAUUGCCGGGACGUUUGACCCGGUGUAUGGCGGAUUCGGACUGGCACCCAAGUUCCUGACGCCGCCCAAGCUGGCCUUUUUGUUGAACCUUGUCAACUUCCCCUCUCCAGUCCAGGAUGUCGUGGGCGAGGCCGAGUGUAAGCAUGCACUGGACAUGGCUGUGGAUACCCUGCGCAAGAUUCGCGAUGGCGCACUGCACGAUCAUAUUGGGAGGACUGGUUUUGCUAGGUGCUCAGUGACCCCCGAUUGGAGCAUACCCAACUUUGAAAAGAUGGUGACCGAUAACGCAUCCCUUCUACAACUAUACCUCGAGGCGUGGCAAAGGAGUGGUGGGAAGGAGGACAGCGAAUUUUACGAUGUCGUCGUCGAGCUUGGCGAGUAUCUUACAUCUCCGCCCAUUGCCCUGCCCAACGGUGGCUUUGCCUCCUCUGAAGCUGCCGACUCAUCCGCGAAGAAGGGAGACGGUGAGAAGAGAGAGGGAGCAUACUACCUUUGGACGCGGCGCGAGUUUGCUUCCGUUGUCAAUUCUGAGGACGGACAUAUUAGCCCCAUGGUGGAAGCCUACUGGGACGUGCAGGAAGACGGAAAUGUGGACGAAGACCAUGACCCGAACGACGACUUUAUCAACCAAAACAUUUUGAGGAUACGGAAAACGCCCGAAGAGCUGAGCAAGCAGUUUAAUGUUCCCGUCGAGACGGUGAAGAAGAACAUUGAAACUGCCAGAAUGGCUCUAAAGAAGAGGCGAGAGAAAGAGCGGCCGCACCCUGAUGUGGAUGACAAGGUUGUCGCUGGCUGGAACGGGCUGGUAGUAUCGUCUCUGGCGCGGACGUCGACGGCCUUGAAGGAGCUCAACCCGGAGAAGAGCCAAAAGUACCUGAACAAAGCCAAGGAGUGCGUGGCCUUUAUCAAGGAGAAGCUGUGGGACGUGAAGAACAAGAUCCUGUACCGGAUAUGGAGCGACGGCAGGCACACUGAAGGUUUUGCGGACGACUAUGCGUAUCUGAUCCAUGGUCUUUUGGACCUCUUUGAUGUUACCGGCGACGAAAGCUACGUUGAAUUCGCCGACGAGCUGCAGACUUUCUACUCGACAACCGCAAACUCUCCGCACACGAUCCUGCGUCUCAAGGACGGCAUGGACACGUCCCUGCCUUCCACCAACGGCGUCUCCGUGUCCAACCUGUUCCGAUUGGGCGAGCUGCUGGAAGAUGAGAAAUUCACUGCCUAUGCACGGGAGACGAUCAACGCCUUUGAAGCCGAGAUGCUGCAGCACCCAUGGCUGUUCCCCGGCCUGCUGGGCGGUGUCGUAGUGGCCAGGCUGGGAUUGGGCCUGGAGAGGAAGACUAUGAAUGUGCGGUACAAGGCGACGCGGCAGAAGGCAUAA